UUGUGGCAAACUGUCAAAUUUGUAAACAAAGUUUGACGAAACUACCAUAGCUUUAAUUUUGAGAAGGUAUAAUUGCUCAAAUAACCGAAAGGACCUCAAUAAUGGUUUCAGAGUUAAAACUAAGGAGCAGUGCAAAAAAGUCAACUCUAAAGAAAAGUACCAGUGAAUCCAGCAAAAAAAAUGCCAGCGAUAUCGUGGAUGAAAAGAAAUCAGCAAACAGUAAAGAAGCUGGCAAGAAGAUAUUCGGACCCAUGGGUAUUAGAAAGGAAGACCAGAUCUGGUCACGAGCUGUUUUGAUGACGGGCGUUCUGGUAAUAGUAAUUGUGAUGAAAUGGAAGAAAACAAAUGAAAUCACCUGGGUAUCACAGCAGGAAACUGUAGCUAAAGUCAAACAGCCAUUAAUUUGUUCAACAGCCUUUCAUGAUGAGAUAAACAAGUUUGAAGGUUGUGCAAUCAAACAGUGUGGGCGUUUUGUGAUGGAUGGUCUCUUCCAGGAAGACCAACUGAACACUCUGCUGGGCAUAUUUAAAAAGGGGUUGCAAUUUGGGCAUUCUUCAGGGGGAGCAAGUAUACUUGACUUGCACUCAGGAGCUUUGUCGAAAGGGGAAAGGUUCAUCAAUAUCUUCAGCAAUCCUGAAACAAAAAACAUCUGGUCUGAGGCUGAACUAGCUUCCUAUGUAGAUGCCAAAGAAACAAUCAGACGAGCAAUUAUAGAAAAUUUUGGCCUACAAUUGGGAGCCAUCCACCUGACUUCCCCGACGUUUUUCUCCCGCAUGACAGAGAACCCGGCAAAAACCGUCCAUGAUGAAUACUGGCAUCCACAUGUUGACAAGGAAACUUACGAAACUUUUCACUUCACCUCGCUACUGUAUUUAAGUGACUACGGGUCAGAGUUCGAUGGAGGCCGCUUCGUCUUUGUCGAUGGCGACCGCAUGAAUCGCACCGUGGAGCCCCGAAAAGGUCGAAUUUCGAUGUUCACGUCGGGAGGAGAAAAUUUGCAUUACGUGGAGAAAGUCACAGGGACCCGUUACGCUAUUACAAUCGCAUUCACAUGCGACACGCAGCACGCCAUUCCAGACCCACACGUCCGCAAUUAGCUCCGUCGGGCUGAUUGGAAAACCAAACCAAUAAUAGAUAUAAUUUCCCAGUAACUUGAUACCUUUACCAUCUCGUCACGUGUUCCUUUUAUCGCUUUUUUUUGUGCAAUAAAAUCCUUGUUUGUAGUAA
Molecule: messenger RNA, 1227 nt
Organism: Daphnia carinata
Lineage: Eukaryota; Metazoa; Arthropoda; Branchiopoda; Diplostraca; Daphniidae
Product: 2-oxoglutarate and iron-dependent oxygenase domain-containing protein 3-like
Cellular component (GO): membrane
Molecular function (GO): L-ascorbic acid binding; oxidoreductase activity, acting on paired donors, with incorporation or reduction of molecular oxygen; iron ion binding
Source: RefSeq, a predicted model, not a curated record